Molecule: messenger RNA, 5502 nt
Organism: Pseudonaja textilis
Lineage: Eukaryota; Metazoa; Chordata; Lepidosauria; Squamata; Elapidae
Source: RefSeq, a predicted model, not a curated record
UCAGGGUCAAGGGCUUGUGUUUUAGAGUAGACUAAACUCGAGGGAGACACAGAAGCUGGAUGAAAACGAAUCAACUGGGCAGAUAUGAAAUGAAAUGAAUCCUGCUUUCUCAGGCCAAGUAAGCUGUGAAUUGGUAUUUGAGUAAUUUUAUCAAGAGGACUUUUUGAGCAAAUAGGGUUCUUGCAGCUGCUAAGUUGCUGGGGAAGGCCAUGAUGAAUGAAGAAUUUAACAUGGGACCAUCAAGUCCAGUUCAAAGAGGUGAACUUCAGGAGGUCUCUGAUGAAGAAGAGAUGAGUAGGCCUAGAUACAAAAAACCAACCGGGGAAACCUCUGGAACAACAGAGAUUCUGUUCAUCACUUCUGCAGAGCAAAAACUGUGGAAACAACUUCUGGGGCUCCUUUCUCCAUCCCUUUGGAAAGUCAAGGUUUCGGGAGCCCCCCAAAGCAAUUCGUCAGCCAUCUCUUUAACUGGCUGCCCAGAGGUGGUUUUGAGAGCAAAAAAAGCUAUAAGCAAAUUGCUCAUUUUUGUAGGCUGCCAGAUUCAAAUCAACCACAUGGAUCUCCCACACCUCAAAGCGGUUGGGUUCUUCCAACUCCAUAAGGGAUUCCAUCUUUUCCUUUGGGAAGGAGAAGCUUCUCACAUCAGGGCAGAUGCCAUGGUGAGGAUAGGGACCAGUAGUAGUCUGGACGGUGGAAACGCCGUGCUUGCUCAGAGGGUGUGGAGCCCAGAAGGGUCCCUUUAUACGAAUCUGGACAUUCACUUUUCAUGCCCACCCACAAGAGAACUAGCAGCUGGGAUGAUAAAACUAGCUUUAGAAGCCGCCUGGGGCAAAGAGUUCCAGUCUGUAACUGUCACCUACUUGGGCCCUACAAUCUCUAGAGCUGAGGCUGAGUUCAUAGUUCUAGGAAUGGAAGCUUUCAGGAAAAAUCACCCCAUUGGUCCCUUGAAAAGCCUUCAUGUGGUCUCCAGAGACGAGCUUGGUGCUAAGCUACUCUACAAGGAAAGUCAGAAGCACUGGCCUUCUGGAAAGGAUGACUCAGAGAAGUUAAGAAACAUGCUAUUGUCCUUAGAGUCCACUAAGAUCGAGGUAGUGACCAAUCCUGAUAUAACGACAAAAGUAGAUGUGGUGGUUCUACCCCUUGCUCUGCAUCCUGAUGGGCUGGGCUGGGAUUCAGGAAUCCAUGCCAUCACUCAGAAGGCUCUGGAGACUAUCCCCCAAUGCCGUGACCUGUAUCCAGGGGGUAUUCUUUUGGUGCCAGGCUCAACCUUUCCGGAGCUUGGCUGCAGAAUGAUAUACCUAGUAAGGCUUGAUGAUUUGCAGUUGGAGCCUGAAGAAGCUCAUAAGCAGGUUAUUCGAAACAUGGUCCAAAGCUGUCUCCGCAUCUUCUAUGGGUCUUUCCUGGAAUCCAUUGUGUUUCCCAUCUUCCAGCCAGUAGAUGCAGAUCAAGCUGCGAUGUGGGAAUGGAUUCUAAUUUUAAUAGAUGAAGUGAAUCGGUUCUUGAAAAACUUUCCCAAUACUUGGAUGAAGCUGGUGCAAAUCAGGCCCCUUCCAGGAUGCAUUCUGCCAUGUCCGAUAGAAAAGGCUCUCUCCUUUGCUGCAGAGCCGGUGGGUUUAUGUCAUUCAGAAGAACCACUUUUCCUCUGGUACCUGGAAGAAAACUUAAAUGCCUUCAGUGAAUUUCAAGUGCAAUUGAAGAAGGCUGGUUACAACAUCCAGAUAGACAUGGAUAGGAAACUGUUGGUAUUCCAGGCCAUUGAUCAGUCUGUGCAGCUGCUUGGCUUAGAAAAAUCUUUUGAGUUUGUGCGGAAGAAGUAUGUGCUACAUCAUGAGACAAGAACAGAGAUUCUAAAAGUCUUGUUUGACCACCUAAAACUUAAAAAUAGAUUUGAAUCCCUCAGGAUCUACAUCCUUGAUCAAAUUUGGCUUGUAGGCCUGUCAGAUGAGAUCAAUUGCUUCUUGCAAUAUCUCGCCCACGAGGCCUUUCAAAGGGAACUGGUGAACUGGGAGUGCACAGCUGAACCAGUACUCCGGUAUACUAUUGCCAAAGAUGUUGUACUUCAGGAGGUUUUCCAGUCCAAUCUUAUGAUAAAGCUUGAAAUUACUGCUAAGACUCCAGCAACUAUCAGAUUUGGGGGAUCCCGUAGGACAGUCAAGGAAGUAGAGAGGCGUCUUAAGGAGCUCUUGAACAGCUUCCAGGUUCUACCAGUCCCUUUCUCUGAUUUCCAGUUGCAGUUUGUCAGGGCACAUUGGGGCAAAGUGUUCUACCAGCACUUCUUCCUAGAGAGCAGCAUCCCAGUUGUUUUGGAGCUCUCUCAGGGUGUCCAGAUUGUUGGCCUAGACUUGGGCAAAAUGAAAGAAGCUGAAGAGAUCCUCAUGAACCUAGUGUGUGAAAGGGCUAUGGUGAUUGCAGAGGAUUUGAAGUGGGCUACUGAGGUUUCAGAAUGGAAGUUGCUGCUACUUAAGCUAAGUCUGGGAACUCAUAAUGAAGUAGCCAUUCAUCACGUGGCACCUGGUCGGGUGAUCCUGGUGGGUUUCUGUCCUAAGGUCAUUCAAGUAGAAGAAUCUAUUAAGAAAUAUUUGAGAGAAAAUUCUCCAGUGGAAGAAAAAGUGAAGCUUGUUAGACCAGAAUUAGCUUUAGCUGGGAACGGUCUGCUUCAUAUUAUGGGCUGGGAACAUCUCAGGAUGAAUGUUGCACUCCAGGUGAAAAGUCAGCCUUCAGUGCUGCAGGUGAGAGGUCUUCAAAAAUAUGUGAAAAAAGCCAUGCCGGCCAUCAAGAGGAACUUGGAUUCUUUGGUGCUUGAUACAAUACCUCUAAGGAAGAGAAUUCUUCGAGAAUAUAUCUUUGGAAUUGGAGCAAGUCUGCUCAAGAACAUGGCUUGGCAGUUGGGUUGCAUUGCUUGGAUAAAGACUGAAGAGUCCGAUGAUUGGAAGAACAUCACGAAUGAGAACUCCAUGGAAGAAAGAUGUGCUAUGGACUUCUCAGAGGCAAUAUAUGUAAUAGGCAAAUGGAAUUCGAUGAACUUGUUGAAGCAUAUUGUGGCUGGUCUGUUUGCACAGUUCUGUACAAAAUCCAUCUAUCAUGAAGCAAUUACCACUUUUAAAAAUAUGAACAUUGAUGAGUUCCUGAGGAAUAUAUCCCACAAGCUUCCUGUAGAUAUCCGUUGGUUGCAGGAUAAUGAAAUCCAGAUUUGUGGUUUCCAAAAAGAUGUGGAGAAUGUUCUGAAAGCUGUUCAUGGAAAGAUUGAGAAAUAUCAGUCUGAAAUAAUUGAAUCUGAAAUAAUUGAAGUCAAAGCUCAAUAUGAGUCAGUCCCUUCCACUGUUAUAAAAGAAAGCUCAUUCCAGAAGAGAUUUCCAACAAGUCCUUUGGUAAGCACAGAAGUCUUGGCCAACGAUCCAGCAACCAUCAUAUUUAGAGGUCCCCGUCAGAAGUUGGUAGAACUGAAGGAGCACUUUGACAAACUCCUUAGCGGUUUCCAAUUUUUACCGGUCUGUCUCUCCAAACUCCAGCUUCUGUUUGUCAAGGCACAAUGGGGUAAACUCUUUCAUAAUGGCUUUUUUGGGGAAAGAAACAUCCCAGCCGUUUUGGAGAUCUCUGAAAUGGUUCAAGUUGGUGGCUUAAGUGCGUGUGAGAUAAAAGAAGCUGAAAUGAUCCUAAUGAAAGAGGUGUCUGAGAAGACUCUGGAGAUUGUAGAACAGUUGCAGUGGGUCACCAAGGAGCCAGAGUGGGAAGACUUGUUAAAUAGAUUAAAGUUUCAUGAAGAAGUUGCCAUUCAUUACACUCCAUCCAAUCAGGUGACCAUAGUUGGCCCUUCUCUUCAGACUGCUGUGGUAGAAAACUAUAUUGAGGAUUACUUAAGAGAUAAUUCCCCACUGAAAGAAAGUAUGAUGCUUACUAAACCAGAAUUAGUAUUAGCUGGGGAGAGACUCCUUCAUAUUAUGAAUUGGGAACACCUCAAGGUGAACAUUACAUUCAAGCCAGGUAAUUAUAUGUUGUCACUGCAAGUGAAAGGACUCCAGAAAUUUGUGAAGAAAGCCAUUCUUGUGAUCAAGAAAGAUUUGGAUUCCCUGGUAUUUGAUAUGAUAUCUCUGAAGAAGAAAGCAUUAUGCAUCUAUUUCUCCGAAGACGGGGCAGAUCUGCUGAACAACAUGGCAGAUUCCCAGAAUUGUAUUGCAAAGAUGCAAACCCUGGAGAACCACCAUUCCAGAAAUGAUAGAGUCUUGCAAGGCUUAGCUGAGGACAACAGGGCUGUGAUUUUUGUUGUGGGCAUCCAAAUCAAAGUGACUUCACUCAAGCAGCAUUUGUCAGAUUUUAUUGCCAAAUUCCACAAAGAAACCAUCUGUAAUACCGAGAUAUCAACCUUCAGUGAUGACAGCCUUAAAGCCCUUUGCAAAACUAACCCACCUCAGUAUCCGGUUGGCUUCCAUCGCCUAAGAGAAACGGUGUUUUGGAUUUGUGGUUCUAGAGAAGAUGUUGAAAAUAUUUCCAGAAAGAUUUAUACCAAAUUAGAAGAAAUUUUCACUAUAAAGAUCCAAAAAGCUCAAGCUGAACAGACAGUUUCCAAGCUUCUGUAUGAGACUAUCCGUUGGCAUCAUUGGUCUGAUGCCGGAUGGUCUACUUUUGACAUACUAACCAAUCGCUAUCUGGAGGAGACAUAUCGCGAGAAAAAAACGGAGGCACUAGUGCCAUGGAAUGGAGAAAAACUGAAGGUUAACUUUCUGACAGACGAAGCCUUCAUCCCUGGGAAGAAAAAAUUCAAGAUUAGGAGAGAGAUCUGCUUAUGGGACAAGAAUAUUGCUCCCUUCUGGGACACCAUCGAUGAAUCUUUAAUUAAGAAAGUGGAACUGCAGACACAUUCAAAGGAAUAUCAGGAUGUGGUGGAUAAGUUCAACAAGACAGCUGGGAAGUACAAAGUUGUCAAAGUAGAGAGGAUCCAAAACCGAUAUUUGUGGGUUUCCUAUUGUUGGAAAAAAAGUUGGAUGGAAAAGAAAAAUCCAGAAAGGAUACAGAAUGAACUCAUUCUUUAUCAUGGAACGCAGUCAGACAAGUAUUCCUCUAUCUGUAAUAUUGGCUUCAAAAGUGCUUUUCGAAAAAAAUGCCUCUUCGGACAAGGGAUUUAUUUUUCUGUGGGUGCUGCCCAUUCUGUGAUCUACGCCAAACCAGAUCCCCAAGGGCUCCGAUACAUUUUUCAAGCUCGAGUUCUUACUGGGGAAUAUAGUUGUGGAAAAGAAAAUAUGGUAUUGCCUCCAGUGAAACAAGAGGGAAAUGGUCUCUAUGAUAGCUUGGUGGAUGUCCUUUUCAAUCCAAAUAUUUUUGUGAUCUUUUUUGAUGAUUUCGCUUACCCUGAAUACUUAAUCACCUUCCGUGACUAGGUAUCUUCAUAGCUGUUAUGAGAGAUCGGAAUCUACCUCAAUGGAAUACAACUGGAAACAUGCAGAUCCUCUCACUUGAAGAAGGAAGAAACAAUUUCAGGCUAUAUAUAGUGUAUUGUUUGAGGGGAGG